AUGCUCGACGGGGAUGACGCCACCUCAUCGUCUGACUCCCAAGCCUCUGCACCUCCUGACGAGAGUGUGAGCGGUCAGAUGCCGAUUGAUAGCAUUCAUCUUGUCGAGCACCAGCAGUGUCAAAAACACAUCAAGCCAACAAAUAGCCCCAAUAUCUUUAGAACACACCAACAAGAACACUUAGUCAGAGAACCAUAUGCUGGAUAUGAUGAUAACCAAGAUGAAAUUCUGCAAGUUGAAAAUCCUUCUGAAAAGCGAGUCGCAUCACCACGACCAUGGGAGGGUAGACGUAGUAGAUGGCCCAUUUGAAGACAGGACGGUGCAAGAGGGCCAUGACCUUUUGAUUAACCGCACUGGGAGCUAAAAACGUGGAAGAUAUUGAUUCGCGCGACUACGAUAAGCUGCGAAAAAUCAAAAUGAAUGGCGUUCAUUUACGGAAGGUCAGUACUUGGCUGGAUGAAUGCAGCUACCUACUUACUUUCUUGUGCCGCUUGCCCGCGCUUCACCUUCUAGCCUUAACCCUAAAGUGUGUCGACUUAAGAAACUAAUCUGAACUCAUCUGCCUGUUGCUCUUGACGGAAAACGUGCUUAACAAAGAGCUCAUUGACUUAUGCAUAGUUCCAACAGCUCCGCUCCGGGCAUGUUGAGUUGUAGGAGCCUGUAGACGAGAUAGAUUUGGUAUUGGUGGAAGAUGUAUCAUCGCUACUUUUAGAAUAUUGAUGAAGAUGUGGAAAUUAUCCCGCAUCAUACCGAUCCCCGCGGUUCGAAAAGCUUCACGUGAUACUUUUUAUGCAUCGUCGUUCUAGUUGGCCAGCCCGGCCGCUAGCUUUCAUCUACAUUUCUGACUUUCCUCCUCCUGUUCUUGUCUGUCACAAUUUCUGAAAUGCAGAGAUUUCACUUGCUUACUUAGUUUUUUUUCUAAACAAUAUAUGCGUGCUGAAAUAUAUGGAAUAUGCAUUAUAAGAUGUGGAGAACAAAUAGAUCGAAGAUGGAUCAUAGAAACAGCUAUGAGUACGGCCCCUUUUAUUCAAAAGUGAGAAUGAUUAGACGUCACAAGCACAAACACAGAGGUGGGCCACUUGUUUACGGUAUGGCCGGCCUGCAAACACACAUUCUUGUUCCAUGGGGAGCCUUCCACGUCACCGCUUAGGUCCUCUACUCCUUCCUCCUUGCAGUAUCUGCCGGAGGGGGCGUUGCACGGGCAGUUGUGGUUGUCACUAGUUCUUGUACGAAGCAGUCCAUGAACAGACUGAGUCAGGAAUAAAGAUCAUCAUGAUCAUAUUUGUAUAAUGUCGAUAAGGAUAAUGUUCUUCAGUCGUUAGGCAAUGUGAAUCCAACUGAAU
Molecule: messenger RNA, 1343 nt
Organism: Amoebophrya sp. A25
Lineage: Eukaryota; Dinophyceae; Syndiniales; Amoebophryaceae
Source: the annotation of a GenBank genome assembly